Globicephala melas (long-finned pilot whale) is the source of this 1504-nucleotide messenger RNA. The record is from RefSeq and is a predicted model, not a curated record. NCBI's taxonomy places the organism in Eukaryota, Metazoa, Chordata, Mammalia, Artiodactyla, Delphinidae.
AGCUGCCGUUGCCGCCGUCCUCGCCGCCACCCUUUCCUCCUCCCCCGCCGCCGCCUCCUCCUUCUCCGGCCCCUCGGCCACCUCUACACGACCCAGGCCCUCUGUCCUUGAGAGGAAUCCGUAUUCAGUCUCCUUCGCGGGCCCGGGGCGCAGCCAUGGCGGACGGCGGGGGCGGAGGGGGCACCGGCGCGGUGGGCGGCGGCGGCGCCGGCCAAGCCUCGGCGGGAGCGACGACAGGCGCGACGGGAGCCGGUGGGAGCGGCGGCCCCAUCAACCCGGCCUCACUGCCUCCCGGCGACCCGCAGCUCAUCGCGCUCAUCGUGGAGUAGCUCAAGAGCCGGGGGCUGUUUGACAGCUUCCGCCGGGACUGCCUGGCCGACGUGGACACCAAGCCAGCUUACCAAAACCUGAGGCAGAAAGUGGAUAAUUUUGUGUCAACACAUCUGGACAAGCAGGAGUGGAAUCCUACGAUGAACAAAAACCAAUUGCGAAAUGGUCUGAGACAGAGUGUGGUUCAGUCAGGGAUGUUGGAAGCUGGAGUGGACAGAAUUAUUUCCCAGGUGGUGAAUCCCAAACUAAACCACAUCUUCAGGCCACAGAUAGAACGAGCAAUUCAUGAGUUCCUGGCAGCCCAGAAAAAAGAAGCUGUGCCAGCACCCCCUCCAGAGCCUGAAAGCCAGGACCCUCCAGCCCCAUCCCAGGAUGCUUCCUAAGAAUAUGCCUGACACGUUUUGGAAGCUCCAUUGAAUUAAUGGUGAAGAACUGGAUUCAGUUACAUAAGAGUACAACUUCAGAGUGAAGACAGGCCAAGGUCAUCACUGAUUUCACAAUUCAACGUUGACUGUGGGGCGGUGUCCAGAUAAAGUAGGGAGCAAAUGGGCCAGUAGGAGAGUUGACCAUGUGGGCCCCACAUCGUGCUGCCGUCUGGCCAGCCUGUCCAAGGGGUGACACCCACUAGACACUACAGAUACAUUAAGAAACACUACAUCAACUUGGGGUUGUCCUGAAACAAACCUCUGUACUUGAACUUAGAGACUGUGUAUGAAUUUUAGGGUUUGUGCUUGGGGAUAAGCAACAGCUACAAUGAAGGCACAUAACCAGUCCCAAAGAUGCAAUUUCAAAGAAUGACAGUAAAGGUUAGCCAGGAGUAGGUAUUUGACAAUGCUUAUUUGAUACUGUUUCUCAGAGUUUCAAAUAAGAGUGUACAAGCCGUUAGCAUCAAAUAGCUUUAAGGUUGUUGUGACCCUCUUGUCCAUGACUCUUUAGCUUCCGUUUCCUUUCCCCUGUAAGAGGUGUCAAAACAUGGGACCCUAGAAUGCAUGAGGAAAUGUAGAAUUAGGUAUAAGGAAAAACAUUUGCAGGCUCUCUGUCCGGGGCUGCUUCCUAUCCUGCAAGGGCUAGUGAGUCUUGGGUGUGUUUAUUUUAUUCUCAUGUUUGUGUUUUUUAGAAGGUGAAUAAUUAAUAAGUGGCUUAAGUUUUGUAAUUAAAUCAUUUGAUACUCUGA